Molecule: messenger RNA, 5713 nt
Organism: Myxocyprinus asiaticus (Chinese sucker)
Lineage: Eukaryota; Metazoa; Chordata; Actinopteri; Cypriniformes; Catostomidae
Product: ferrochelatase, mitochondrial-like
Exons: 11
Coding region: 160-1389 (409 amino acids)
Biological process (GO): heme biosynthetic process
Molecular function (GO): protoporphyrin ferrochelatase activity
Source: RefSeq, a predicted model, not a curated record
CCACGCCGCGAUAACAGUGACACCGACAACAGCUCUAUAUCGGAAUUUGAGCGCUUUAGAGACAGUAAAGAGAAACAGCAGGUUUCAUUCUUCAGUUUGACUAAUUAUCUGCUGAAUCCCUUUGAGAGACGAGAGGACUUUACGCCACAGCGGUAAAUAAUGGCAGUUUUGGGCAGCGCGUGCCGGCUCGUGCAGCUGGUCAGAUGCAGUCCGCCGGUCAGUUUGUGCAUGAGUUCGUCUCUCAGACGACAGACAACGGCUGCAGCAGCUGCGUUUGCCAGUCCACCCACUCCAGAGACACAAGAGAGCAGGAAACCCAAAACAGGGAUCCUGAUGCUGAACAUGGGCGGCCCAGAGAAACUAGAAGACGUUCAUGAUUUCCUCUUACGGCUUUUCAUGGACACAGACCUCAUGCAGCUUCCUGUGCAGAAUAAACUCGGUCCGUUCAUUGCCAAACGACGCACCCCAAAGAUCCAAGAGCAAUACAGCAAGAUCGGAGGAGGGUCUCCCAUCAAAGCCUGGACCAGCAUGCAGGGAGAAGGGAUGAUCAAACUCCUGGAUGAGAUGUGCCCGGAGACGGCUCCUCAUAAGUUCUAUAUUGGUUUCCGGUAUGUUCAACCGCUCACUGAAGAGGCCGUAGAACAGAUGGAGAGAGAUGGUGUACAGAGAGCCGUGGCCUUUACACAGUAUCCACAAUACAGCUGCUCCACUACAGGCAGCAGCCUGAAUGCAAUCUACAGAUACUACAGUAACCGUGGCGACAGGCCAAAGAUGCGCUGGAGUGUGAUUGACAGGUGGCCGACACACCCUCUGCUGAUCGAGUGUUUUGCGGAGCAUGUACGGAAUGAACUGGACAAGUUUCCUCCUGAGAAGAGAGAUGAAGUGGUGAUUUUAUUCUCAGCUCAUUCUCUGCCCAUGUCUGUUGUAAACAGGGGUGACCCAUACCCACAGGAAGUUGGCGCAACAGUUCAGAGGGUGAUGGAUCAUUUAGGUCACUGUAACCCGUACAGACUCGUCUGGCAGUCCAAGGUGGGGCCGAUGGCAUGGCUGGGGCCACAGACUGAUGAGGUCAUCAAGGGUUUGUGUCAGCGCGGGAAAAAGAACCUGCUGCUGGUGCCCAUCGCGUUCACCAGCGACCACAUCGAAACGCUGCACGAGCUCGACAUCGAGUAUUCGCAGAUCCUCGGAGAGGAGUGUGGUGUGGAGAACAUCAGAAGAGCAGAAUCACUGAAUGGAAAUCCACUGUUUUUCAGGGCAUUGGCCGAUCUGGUUCAGUCUCAUUUGAAGUCAAACGAGCCGUGUUCUCGUCAGCUCACUCUGCGAUGUCCACUCUGCGUCAACCCCACCUGCGGGCAGACCAAAGCCUUCUUCUCCAGCCAGAAGCUCUGACCUUUGUCCUCUCAGCCGCUAUGAAGAGUGACAUCAUUUCACUCUCACGCUGGAUGGAGGUGUGGUGUGACCCAUCCGGGUGUCUGUGGUUGGACAGGAGGGCAUUACGGGGUGAUUGUGGACAGGGCCGAAAUAAGCAUUCUAACUUUUCCCCCGCCUUACAUUCCAGCUAUGACAUAUAACACCAUAAAACCCUCGCAGUUUAAUUUCCAGCAUCCUCUUCCCCUCUCGGUCUGUCUUUCCUCGUUUUUCCCUGCAUGUGCUUAAUACAUUUGAACCCUUUGCGAAUGCUUGUGUCUUCCCUUAAAAACAGAAUGCAGUCAAAAACACAAAUAAAAAAAUGCUUAACCAGCCAGUGUGGGACAAACAACAUAUUUUUUGAGUGGAAACGGCAAAUAAACAAGGUGCUAAAAAUCGUAUCGGUGUGGUGAUAUCGGCUUUAAAGGAAUAGUUCAGCAAAAAUGUACUCGCCUUCAUAACCUGACCUUCAAAUCCUGAGACUUUCUUCUGUGGAACACAAAAAGAUGUUUUAAAGAACGUCUUUGACGCUCUUUUAUUUACAGUGAAAAUUAGUGGCGCUACAAAAGAAGUCCAUACAACUUUGUUUGCUAUAUUCACAGUCUUCUGAAGUCAGAUAAGUAAGGAAUAAUUGACGACGGACCGUUGAAUUAUUAAAAAAUAAUGCACACCCGAGGUGGUAGUUUUCAAUAAUUCAACGGGCCGGAGUCAAUUAUUCCGCUUAUACCGCGGUUACCACACCUUAAGACAUCAUUCAGGGUUUUAUCUCAAGACAUUUUCUUGUUUUCGUCCCUAAAGCGCUCUUGUGAGUGGAACUACUUUCUUCUGCCACGGAUUCAGCGUCCUGCUUUGAUACAGUCAGAGCCUUCGUUGCAAGUCGAAAACGUCACUUUAGAACUAGCAACGGAGGAUUGCGCUGCUUUACUCGAGGACUUACUGGAGUAAUAAGGUAGUGCGUUUGUGCGUGUAUGUAUGUGUGUGCGUGAGUUUGUUUUUGAGUGAUCGAAAGAGAGAAACUCCGAAAGAGAUCGCUUCUGAGAUGACCUUUUUUGUUGCAGCUCUCGUCAGAAGUAACAUCGCUUCAAAUUCGCCAAUAUGUACGUUUAUGCACUUCUCAGCGGCAGCGAGUUUCGCCAUUUUUGCAUAUAGCUUCUCCGAUGUAAACCUUAAGAAAUGUUUUCAACCCCACUGAGAUGCAGGUGCACGCUGACAUGACAGCUCUGUUUAUCGCUCGCGAGUAAGUGUGUGCGUAAUGCGUAUAUGUAUGUGUGUCCACGUGUGUGAGAGCUUAGGGGAGGGGGAGUGUGAGGGUGUUUCCCACAGAUACUUUAAAUAUUGAAGAAACUGUUGUAUUGAUCACGUGUAUCUUGCCCUGAUACAGCUCAAGCCUUCGUUGCUUGUUCAAAAACGUCACUUUAGAACUAGCAACGGAGGAUGCGCUGCUUUUCGGCAUUGGAGGAACAAGGUAGUGUGCGUGUGUUUGUGUGUGUGUGUGUGUGUGUGCGUGUAUGUGUGUAAGUGCGGGUGAGACGAUUAGCGUGAGGGUGCUUUUCAACCGAAAUUGAAAUAAAUGUAGGACAUUAUAGACAUUGUCAUUCUUAUCAGAUGUUCAAUUAAAACAAAUGUCUUUGUUUUAAUUGGUUAACGGCUCUGUAGAAAGUCUUUGAAAUAACUUAAAUAAUUUGGCGAAGUGACCGUUAUCCGGUCAAGACCUGGAACUACUUCAUAGCCGUGGGCUUACUUGAAAAAUAAAUUGCACACCUUAGAACGUCCGUCAACCAAUCAGAUCCAAGCAUUCAACAGACCGUGAUAUAAAGUACUUUAUGGUGCUUUUUUGUCCUUUUUGGAGCUUCAUAGCUCCUGGUCACUGUAUGCUAACAUUGUUUGAAAAAGAGCAGCAUGAACAUUCUGCCAAACAUCUCCUUUUGUGUUCCACAGAAGAAAGUAAGUCAUGUAGGUUUGGAACAACAUGAGGGUGAGUAAAUUAUGACAACAUGUUCAUUCCUGGUUGAACUUUUCCUUUAAAACAACUCCCCUGCACCACAUCUAUAAACGAAACUGCACCGGAAGUUACUCCGACCUCUGACCCCUACGGGUCAUAACGCCAUGCUGACGAAUCGUUUUUCUGCCCAGCGCCUUCAAUAUUGUGUGCCUUCUUGCUGGGUGUGCGACAAACCGCAUUUCGCAGUCUGUGCUUUUGACAGUCACAGUUUCAUGUUUUACAUAAACGCGAGAUGUGGUGUGUGUGUGUGUGUGUGUGUAUGUGUGUGGAUGAUGUAGUUUAGAAACAUACAACACUUGAACUGUUUGUGUUAGUGUGUUUAAAUGUUGUUAGUUUCUUUUGCCAAUCUUAGUGGCCCUAAGAAUAGUCUUCAUUGUCUUUAUGCAAAUUAUAAUUUCUUUCUUUUCAUUUUGGGGUGAAAUAUGACCUGGACGUGUUCUUGACAGGUUUUUUGAGAAUCACCCUCAUAGCUCAUCCUGUUGUUGAUUAAGUGCAGAGAGAUUGGCUGUCCAGGACCCAGUAAUGUGUGUGUGUGUGUGUGUGUGGGGGGGGGUGGGGGUGGGGGGUAUGUGUAUGUGUACGUUUAUGUCUGUGUGUGUCUUUGUGUGUGUCUAUGUGUGUGUUUGUGUUUGUGUGUGUGUGUGUGUGUGUGUAACUGUGUCUUUUUGUGAGUGUGUGAGCCUGUGUGUGUGUGUGUGUGUGUGUGUGUGUCUGUGUGUGUGUGUGUGUGUCUGUGUUUGUGUGUGUCUGUUUGUGUGUGUGUGUGUGUGUGUGUGUGUGUGUGUCUUUGUGUGAGCGUGUGUGUGUGUGUGUAUGUGAGUGUGUCUGUGUGUUUGUGUGUGCGUGUCUGUUUGUGUCUGUGUGUGUGUGUGUGUGUGUGUCUUUGUGUGUCUUUGUGUGAGCGUGUGUAUGUAUGUGAGUGUGUGUGUGUGUAUGUGAGUUUGUGUGUGUGUUUGUGUACCUGUAGUGGAGCAGCUGUACUGUGGAUAAUGUGCAAAGGCUACUUUGUGUGUCUUUGUGUGUGUGUGUGUGUGUGUCUUUGUGUGUGUGUGUCUUUGUGUGAGUGUGUAUGUCUGUUUGUGUGUGUCUGUGUGUGUGUGUGUUCUUUGUGUGUGUGUCUGUGUGAGAGUGUGAGCGUGUGUCUGUGUGUGUGUGUGUGUGUGGUGUGUUCUGUGGGACGCUGGGGCUCCUGGUAAUUGAAAAGUGGAACGAUGGCUGCACUGACUCUCUGACCUCUAAUUGAGAGAGAGCAUUGAUUUCUGCAAAGAGAGAGAGAGAGAGAGACACAUUCAGCUGUUUGGGGGGGAUGGUACUGAUUUUGUUGGGGUGAGACAGAUCAAAUUGACUAUUGGAACGGGCAGUUCUGGUGAAAGACAAAGGAAUGAAGGGAGAGAGAGAGAGAGAGAGAGAGAGAGAGAGAGUGCUAGAUGAAGAAUUACAUUUCGUCUCCAUGGACUUUCCUUCUGCCCCAAAUUCUAAUUACUCUCACUUUAAGUUCAGUCUGGACGUGUCAGACAGGACACAGAUCUGCUCUAGUUUCUGACCGAAAAUAUUUAGAUUUAUGAUUAUUUAAGAAAAGGGUGAAUCUGUGUAGGAACCACUGCAUCAUCUGAACUGAUUUGAGAAGAAAUUAUACACUGAAUUGAAUGAUUCCAACAAGAACUUACCCAUAAUGUUCUGUCAAAACAAUGUGAAGUUCAUUACACAAAGGUUUUCUUUGUCAGUUUAAAUGAACAGAACAAUUCUUAAAUGUAUUUAUUGAGUAACGUUUAUAUCAUGAUCUUUCAGUUGUGGUCAAAAAUGCCCAAUGUAGUUUCUAAGACGUAUGAGUUAAUUCUAUUAAUAAUUGUGAGUUACACUGGAGGCAGAGAUGAAUGAAUCCUGCACGUAUCUGAAAUGCUUGAUCUGUGUUAGUUGGAAAUAAAUGUAUUUGUUGAAAAUUCAUCAGUUUGCAUUUGUUUCUCUCUUGGCUCAGAACUGUGUUCACACCCUUUAAAAGAAUAAUUCAGCCCAAACUGUCAUCAUUUCCUCACCCACAUUAGUUCCAAACCCAUAUGACUUUCUAUAUCCCAUCAAUUAAGGAAUAUGUUUGUGGAAGCUGCUCUUUUUCAUCCAAUGGAAGUGGAUGAUGACUAGUGAUAGACUGAUGAAUUUAGCCUUAUUCUUAUGUAAAAUAAGUGUUAAAUGUAAUUGUUUUUUGUGUGCAUCUCAUUUGUGCUCAUUAGUACUAUAAUGUCGUGUGUAUGAAAUAUGACACACAACGUUUGACUGUUUCACUCUCUGUUCAAGCUGACGAGCCAAACA